AUUCAUUUUAUGGCAGUUAAUAUAUUUGAUCAUUCGAAAUAUACCAAAACUUAUACUUAAAGUUUUGCUGAAAAAAAAAAGCUUAAGAUCAUACCGGAAGUUAAAGGUGUUCGGCUAUUUCCGUUUGCAAUAUGGAGACCCCAGAUUUAAAACUUGGCAAAAAACCACAACAUCAAAGAUCUGCCAGUGACCCCGCGCCCAAAUCGCCAAAAGGUACAAAAAAUGGAACUGUACAAGAAAAAGAUAAGAAAAAGAAUGGAUUGCGUUCAGGCUCAGAAGUGAUGCCAGUGCACCACAUUCAUGUGCCAGAGAGAAAACACAGCAAGCUGGCGGCUCUGGGCAGGAUAUUCAAACCCUGGAAGUGGAAGAGAAAGAAAAAGAGCGAGAAGAUAGAGAAGACUGCAGUUGAUCUAGAAAGAAAGAUAUCUGUGCGUGCUACCAGGGAAGAAUUGAUUCAGAGAGGGGUGUUGAAAGAUGUACCAGAUGAGGCACAGACUGUUACUAUAGAGAAAAAGGAUGAAGAGGACGGUGCCCCACCUCAGGGGAAAGGAGACGGGCUAAAUUGUAUAAACUCAGACACAGGAGAUGGUGCUGUACCAGUACAUACAGAGGACCAUGUAGGAAAUAAAGUUUUACCAGUAGAAACGAAUGGGACGUUAGUGGGGAGUGACCCCCCUGGGUCCUCCCCCAGCGUAAUAACUACACAGGCAGAGGUGGUACAGACGAACCCUCCAACAGAUAGAACUAUUGUGUUAUGCACCUCCCAGAUUCACCCUGUCCUGAUGGACGUUCCUGCCAGCUCGCCCACCUCGCCUGCCACUGCUGUCCAGUCACCAGGGGGAGACACAGCGCCAGCGCCACCUGUCCAGGUGUUUGUCAUGCCUUCUCAUGUGCAACAGCCAGAGUCACCGUCAGAUCACAGUAAAUUAAAUCAAGUUGCUGGAAGCACGGGGCAGGUAGAAAGUGGAGAAAGCACUGACUGUGAUUACGAUAAUUUGAAUAAUAUGUCAACAACCACAACAGUACCAUUUGAAUCUGAUCAACAAAGACUCAUACAACAACUACAACAAAAGCAGCAGCAGCAACAGCAGCAACAACAACAACAGCAGCAACAGCAGCAGCAAGUGGUUGCUGCAAGUCCAGCUCCGUCAACGCUAGUUGUCCAGCAUGCUCCUUCGCUGGGUAGUCAGGACACGGGUGGUGUUAACUUUCACCUGCCGGGUAGUCAUGCUGUAGAUACCUCAAGAGUUGAAGAAAUCCCCGUCAGGGAGCCAGACCUGUCCAAGCAGCCAGUCAGGAGUGCCCUCAAGGGGGCCACCCCCAAGGCAAAGUUGGUGGGAUUUAAACCCACGCCUAAACCUAGGUCACUGAAGGCCGUCUCUGUGUCGAAAACGAUAACAGAACAAGAAAACAAAGAGAACCAGCCAAAUGGGGAAACUUACGAAGAUAAUAUUCCAGAUUAUGAUAAUUUAAACGGCAGUGAAUCAUCUUCUGAUGAUGAACCCAUACAGUAUAGGGAUGAUGAUGAUAGUUUAGCUUCUAAGGUUGCCAGAAAAGAUAGCCUUGCUCGUUUUCUGAGUAACCGUCCUCAGAAAAAUGAGCUUGUCGACAAGAACAUCAUCCCGUCUUGUACUAGCACAGAGAAAGAACAUGUUAAAAAAGAAAUAGAGGUUAAAUUAAACAGGAGGUUGAGUUUAAGGCCAACAAAAGAAGAAUUAGAGCAAAGAAAUAUUUUGCACUUGAAAACAAAUGAAGAGGAGCAGUUGACAUUAGAGGAGAAAAAGAAAGUGCUAACAAGAAAGCUAAGUUUUAGGCCAACAAUUGAGGAACUGAAGGAGCGCAAGAUUAUCAAAUUCAGUGACUAUGUAGAGGUGACAGAUGCUGAGGAAUAUGAUAGGAGGGCAGACAAACCUUGGACCAGACUCACCCCUAGAGAUAAGGCUGCCAUAAGAAAAGAACUUAAUGAAUUUAAAAGUGCAGAAAUGGAAGUGCACUCUGAUAGUAAACAUUUAACCAGAUUCCACAGACCAUAGAGACUCCACUUUAGUGAUACUGGCCUUGUAUUAAGCUAUGUGCCCCUGGAGGGCCAUGUGUAUUCAUAACAUGGGCCGAGUGUAGAAAGCUAGGACAGAGCUCUUCAAUCCGCGCUCUCAACGGUCCCCUACACCAACAACAACACCAACAACAACAACAUCAGCAGUAACACUUUUUACUGCUGAUGUUUGGAUGAUGUACAGAAAAGAGUUCCAGCAGCUCCUGUGACACAAGCACGAGCACAAUGAAAUCAGUUUACAAUACAAGUCAUCGUCCCCCCUCCUCUCAUCUGUCACCACUAAAAACGGGCUUACCGCCCUGGUCAUUUUUGUACUGUGUUGACAUUAACAUUGUAACAUUGCCACCAGCGUAGCAUCGUUAUUGUAUUGUAAUGUUAUCACAUUGUUGGUCGUGAUUAGAAGACACAGUGAUGGCAGAUUAUUUGUUAUAUGGUGCCAAGUAACAUUGCUGCGACUUUUGGUUGACAGGCAAAAAGAUACAAGUAGAAAAAUGAAGUUUACGUCUCAUGAAUAACUGGAAUGAUGAACUGAUUAUAGAUUUUUAUCCAGGCGGUAUAUGGGUUUGAUGUACACGGUAAAUCUUCACACCAGCUAAUGAGAGUACAACUUUGUACUACCAGAACAAGUGUGUCCUGUUUUUGUGUAGCAAUAAAACAUUGGAAUCAGCAGUAAGAAUUGGAUUUAUAAAUGCUUAGAACUAAAGCACUUGACAGAUUGCCUAAGUAUAUUGCCUUUAGCCUACUGAAAACCAUCUUGUUGUAUUCUUCAUGUAAAUCCCUUAUUUGACACCAAAAUAUCCUAACCUAAUAUGUCACCGGGUUUGACUUCAUAGCAUGUUAUCUGUGAGUGCUGACAGAUUUGAUACUGGAAAGAGAGGGAGUGGCAAGCCAGGUCGCGGACACCAAGGCCCUUCAAUACAGCAAUGUGUGCUACACACUUUCAGCAGAGACUUGGCCUGCUGUGAGUUGUUCCUAUAUUGAAAAGUCUGUAAUUAUUAUUAUUAUUAGAGAGAACCAGGGCUCAGAUGGGGCCUGUGGAACUCAUUUUAUCUUUUGUAUUAGUCUCAUAGUCUCUCUGUAAUAUAAUGAACACUUCCAUUAGGUCAGUCACCUUGUACAGAGACCGAAAUUGAUAUGUAUUGACCUUAUUUUGAAGUUAAUGAACUUUGUCAUGUGUAGAUUGUUAGUAGUCUAUUGACUGCUGUAUUAAAGGGGUUUUCAUCAAUUCAGAAUAUUUUCACCUGCACAAUAAGCGACUGCUUUAAGCUUGGCACAGUGCAGGCUACUUGUACUCUAAAUGAUGUCGUGGGCAGUUUAUAAGGGACAGAUGUCACCGAGGAAGAUAUAUUUAUAAGUAUAUAUAUAAAUCUAUAUAUUUCUUUCGCUUUUAUUUUUGGGGGGUGGGGGAGAAUCAGAAGUUGAAGUAAUGGGCAUUCUGAAAACUUGUUUAGAUUUAGGAGGUCCCUGAACAAGUGCCACUGUUAGCAAGUUAGUCUUUUCCAGUAGGAUGAGUUCUGUUUCUGUGAGCUGAAUGCUUCUGAAGUGAUAAAAAGGUCUACCAUGGUUUAUUAUUCAGUAAGACUUGCACUUUGGGAAAGUAUGGUAAACUGUGUGAUUCUUGCCAUUCACUGUAGUUAAUUAGUUUGCCACUAAGACUGGUGAAAUCCACUAAUAGAAAGUAAUUUUAAAAUGUUGAAUGGUUUAUUGUUGGUAUGAAAAUAAUGGUAGUGUAGAUUUUUUCGAACCCAACUCAUAAGCUGUCUCACACUCAAAUGAAUUGACCACACUACAGGGAUGCUGUGAAAAAAUUGCGUUUUUCUGAUGGUUUUUAGGUAUUAAAUGCCUUUGAACUUGUCAUCAUUGGUGUCACAAAUUUCAGAAUUUUCUCCAUAUGGAAAAACAUUUGAUACUGUUUUCUACAGCUUGACAGUUUUCACGCUUGUAGGCGAAAUUGCAUGAUUUUGUUUGCUCUAUUGCUGGACUGCACUCAUUAAAGUCUGAGUAUGAGAAAUUUCUGACUAUGGGUCCAUGUAUGUGAGUUGCUAAGUACGUACGUGGAAGUAAGGUUCAUAACUUAAUUCUUGUACUUAUAAGGGGUAUUUUGAUCUGUUAACAAUUAAAACGUAUCUGUAUAGGGGAUGCUGCCGCACGUGCAAGGUGAAGUUUCAUUGUAGCCGUGCUUUUCGAAGCGGCAUGUGUGUGUGUAAGUAAAAUGAAAGAAGCGAGAUUGUCAGCUGGGUAUAUAUUUGCAAAGCGUUAUCCAGGUAUUUUAAAUUCGCAACAUUAAAAUGUCAUUUAAAAGAUGGUUUUAUGUGGUUCUAUAAAUGUUCAUCUAAAAUGCAAUCAUUAAUGAAUAAUAAAAAAAUAUUGGAAACUA
Molecule: messenger RNA, 4430 nt
Organism: Lingula anatina
Lineage: Eukaryota; Metazoa; Brachiopoda; Lingulata; Lingulida; Lingulidae
Product: phosphatase and actin regulator 2
Biological process (GO): actin cytoskeleton organization
Molecular function (GO): actin binding
Source: RefSeq, a predicted model, not a curated record